AUGUGGAAAAAAAUUGGAGAAUUGUGUGGUAUGGGGAAGGGAUGUGAUGUGGCGGAGAAGGGCGAUGCAAAGCAGUUGGGCACAUUUGUUGGGCACACGUGCAAUCGCACCUACAUGGGCGACGUGGGUCGAACCUACGACCUUGAGAUCCGGCGGCCCCGAGAGGAUCGUCUGCCCUUCCUGUGCCACCUCAACUUCACCGCGGGCGGCGGCGACUACGGGGACCUCGUGCAGGUAAGCCACGCUGUUGGGCCACGUCUGCAACAGUGCAUUUAG
This is a messenger RNA of Gryllus bimaculatus (two-spotted cricket), 276 nucleotides long. The record is from the annotation of a GenBank genome assembly. NCBI's taxonomy places the organism in Eukaryota, Metazoa, Arthropoda, Insecta, Orthoptera, Gryllidae.